Sinocyclocheilus anshuiensis is the source of this 1358-nucleotide messenger RNA. Its product is annotated as leucine-rich repeat neuronal protein 4. Gene Ontology annotation, molecular function: protein binding. The transcript is spliced from 2 exons. The coding region runs from base 131 to 859 and encodes 242 amino acids. The record is from RefSeq and is a predicted model, not a curated record. Lineage: Eukaryota; Metazoa; Chordata; Actinopteri; Cypriniformes; Cyprinidae.
GAGGUGAUUGUUGGGGAGUUAGAGAGAGCAAGGGAAUGAGAGCAAAGGAAAGAGGAUACCAGAAAAAUACUGUCAGGUUUUAAGAUCGUAAGAUAAUAUUUCUUGGACUACCGAGAAAAUAGCAGAAGUCAUGUUGGGGUGUGGACGUCCUGUCAUCCUUCUCCUCAGCAUCAACUUUCUGGACCUCUCUUUUGUGUCGUCAUCAUCUUCAUCAUCUCAGAAUGCCACUCAACACCGUUUCCACCCUUCUGGAGGGAGCGAUUACUACAAUGAAUAUGAGGACGUCACCACUGAGCCUCCCAGCACAUCCUCUACUCCCUCUGAACACCCAGAUCGCAAUCCGUGCAAUUAUGAUAUGUGUGUGGAGCAGCAGCACACCUGCCUGGAGCUGGCAGAAGCCACAGGCUGCCUCUGCCCGGGGUUGAGCAAAGGUUUCACUCCCCCGAGUCCACCGCGCCACUUGUAUCUGACUCAACAGGAUGGCAAAGGGGUUGUGGUGCACUGGUGUGCUCCCACCUCCAUUGUCACCCACUACAAUGUCUUGGUGAGAGGGAAUGGCAAAGUGAAGGAUAAGAAGAUAGAGGUGGAGGAGAAAAAGAGGGCAGCAGUAUUGGAGGAUGUUGAAGCUGGUACGCACAUAUGUGUAGAAGCGGUGAAUAAAGGCGGCGUCAGUGCAGAGGAUGAUCAGUCUUGUGCCACAUUUGAACCCAAAAAUACAGACUCUGGACUUGCGCUGAAGCUGGGCAUUAUUGGGGGUGUGGUGGGACUCAUACUGCUGCUGAUUCUGGCUCUGCUGCUGUGGAGACACAAAUCACGGCAGAAAUUCACCACGCGGACCGAGACUGAGGGAGUUCUGUAACGUCUGCGUGUGUAUGUUGCCAAAAAAAUGCACUUUUACUUCAUCUCGGUAUGAAUGAUGGGAGUAAAUGAAUGACUGUGGACUGAUCGCUCGCUGUGAGUGUGCUGGAAAGAGGGAGUGAAUGACUCAAUGAGCAUGAACAGAAAGAGGGACGCAGAGAAGGUGGACGAAUGAUUCAGCACAUUCUUCUCAUUUGCUCGUCAGUGUCUACCAAUGUGAUUUAGGACAGAGACAAUUUGUAUACUGCUGGUCUGCUGACUCCAAUUAUGGGCACCAUUUCGAGCCCACUUCCUGAUCACAAACACAUUUUAAACUUGUGUAUGUCUGUUUCUUCCUCCUGCAUGUGUUUUCAAAGAAAAAGGCUGAAUCACAGUUUUUCGCAUUUAGAUUUAGGCCUGGAUCGGAUCAAAUGAUUUGUACACAUUUUAGGUCACUUUGGUAAGAAGGAGUUUGCUAAGAAAAUCUGUGUAAAUCUUACUAAUAAAUAAAAGAUUUUUGU